Molecule: messenger RNA, 1361 nt
Organism: Sinocyclocheilus rhinocerous
Lineage: Eukaryota; Metazoa; Chordata; Actinopteri; Cypriniformes; Cyprinidae
Product: leupaxin-like
Exons: 9
Coding region: 69-1295 (408 amino acids)
Biological process (GO): actin cytoskeleton organization; muscle structure development; heart development
Cellular component (GO): adherens junction; Z disc; filamentous actin
Molecular function (GO): actin binding; muscle alpha-actinin binding
Source: RefSeq, a predicted model, not a curated record
CCCUACCACACAUCACUAGAAACACACAACGCACACUGCUUACCUCUCAUCUCACAGCCCAGACCACAAUGGACGAACUCGACAUGCUUUUAGAGGAGUUGGCUCAGAACUCCACCCAGACUUCAACUGUUCCUGCACCCAUUCCACCCAAAACUCUCCAACUGGGAGCCUCGGUUAAAAGUAACAACACAACUCAGCUUGAACAAACGGAAUCCUCUGGAUUUGUUGCUGGUCCAGGAAAGACAUGUAAUCCCUACAGUGUGGUUCCAGUCCCCGUGGAGGCCGGAGUGAUGAGUCCCGGCACAGCUACACGAGAGCUCGACUCCAUCAUGAAUGAGCUGCUAGGGCUAGGCCUGGAGGUUUCAGAACCCACAUCAAACCCACCUCCAAUGGCUCACAAGUCAAUGAAAGACAAAAAACCGGAGGAAACUGAAGAAAGUGAUAGUGGAAAGCAAAAAGAGGCUAAGAAACCACAGCAUCCUCCUCUGUCAGAGAAAGUAUCCAAGAAUGUGGAUGCUAUAGAUGACUUGCUGGGCUCUCUCAGCUCAGACAUGGAGAAAAUGGGGGUCCGGACAGCUGCCAAAGGCCACUGUGCUUCUUGUGGCAAGUGUAUAGCUGGGAAGAUGAUCACAGCUUUGGGUCAGGUGUGGCAUCCAGAACACUUUGUGUGCACGGCAUGCAGGGAGGAACUGGGCACAUGUGGCUUCUUUGAGAGAGACGGCAAGCCGUACUGUGAGAAAGACUACCAGAACCUCUUCUCCCCUCGCUGCGGUUACUGCAAGGGUCCCAUUACUCAGAACAUUCUAACAGCGAUGGAUCAAACAUGGCACCCAGAACAUUUUUUCUGCAGCCACUGUGGAGAUCUAUUUGGACCUGAUGGGUUUAUGGAGAGAGAUGGUAAACCAUAUUGCUCUAGGGAUUUCUACCGCCUCUUUGCACCCAAAUGCUCCGGCUGUGGAGAGCCAGUGAAGGAGAACUAUCUGUCUGCAGCCAAUGGAACCUGGCACCCUGACUGCUUUGUCUGUGCGGACUGCCUGAGGCCUUUUACAGACGGUUGCUUCCUCGAGUUGAACAGUCGGCCCCUCUGUUCCCUGCACUAUCACUCCAGACAGGGCACUCUGUGUGGGACCUGUGGAGAGCCCAUCUCGGGUCGCUGCAUCGCUGCUCUGGACCGCAAGUUUCACCCUGAACACUUUGUGUGUGCGUUCUGCCUUCGGCAACUGAGUCAGGGAGUGUUUAAGGAGCAGGCAGGGAAGCCGUACUGUUCGGUUUGUCAUACGAAACUCUUUGUGUGAAAAACGUGACGUUUCUCAAGCAAAAUCAAGGUUUUAAAGCAGUGGUUCUCAAAUUUUUUAAAAGCC